AUGUCUACUUCACCAUCACCUGCCUCGGUGCUAAACUUCAAUGCGCUCUUCGAUAAUCCUCUGUUCGCUGGAGGCAUCGGCCUCGCCUCCUUAGGAGCUGCCGCAGCGUUCGCCCGCAAGGGAUCAAUCGUCAUCCUCGGCGCUGCUCGCCGUCGGCUUCUUGUCAAUGUUGAGAUAAGCAAACAAGAUCCGGCAUAUCCCUGGAUUCUCGCAUGGCUGUCUCAGCCUCGUGAAACGCCGGGCUUCAUUGUCUCGCGGCUCACAAGAAUUCACAACCUGUCAGUGGCGACGGCGACGGCUUCAAGAGGACCAGGAGCCGGUGGCCCUAUCAAUGCUCAUUUCUUUCUUCAGCCUGGAUAUGGACGCCAUAUUGUCAAGUUUGGAAAGGCUUUCAUUUCAGUCAAUAGAGAGAAGCACAACACGGCGAACAUGAACACCGGAGAGCCGCAUGAGAUUGUCCAGCUGACCACUCUCUGGGCGCAUCGUCAUGUGUUUGAAGACCUCUUCAGAGAGGCGCACCAGUUGGCCGCAAAGGCGAACGAAGGAAAGACGGUAGUUUAUUCUGCACGCGGGCUUGAAUGGAGCCCACUUGGAGAUCCGCGAAAGAAGAGGCCGCUUGGUUCGGUCAUACUGGACGAGGGCAUCAAAGAGAGCAUAGUUGGCGAUGUCAAAGAUUUCUUGUCGAGGCAACAAUGUGGCAAAAGUUCUUUCAUCCAAGCGCUGGCGGGAGAACUUGACUUUAGUGUUGCCAUGAUCAACCUUAGCGAAAUGGGCAUGACGGAUGAUAAGCUGGCAUACCUCCUCACAAAACUGCCCAAGAGAAGCUUGCUUCUCUUGGAAGAUGCCGAUGCAGCUUUUGUUAACCGCCGACAGCGAGACACAGACGGAUAUAGUGGCGCCAAUGUCACCUUUUCUGGCCUUCUCAACGCAUUGGACGGUGUCGCAGCUGGAGAAGAGCGUAUCGCGUUUCUUACGACCAAUCAUAUUGAGCGUUUAGAUCCUGCACUCAUCCGACCAGGCCGAGUGGAUAUGAUGCUGAAAAUUGGUGAGGCGACAAAAUACCAGGCUACACAGAUGUGGGAUCGCUUCUACGGCGAUGUUGAUCAGGAUCACUCUGGUCGGGCGCGAUUUUUGGGACGCCUGGAAGAGCUCGGUUUAUUUGGGCAAUACAAGGAUGGGCAACCGUCGAAUCGCCAUACGAGCGCUGCUGCUAUUCAGGGCUUGUUCCUAUUCAACAAGAAUGAUAUGAAGGGUGCUAUUGACAUGGCAGAAGGUCUGAUUCCAAGGAAAUUUGAAGCUGAAGACCCAAGCCCUGACGGAGCCAUCAAGACGCCGGCCUGA
This is a messenger RNA of Trichoderma virens Gv29-8, 1341 nucleotides long. RefSeq lists its product as uncharacterized. The record is from RefSeq and is a predicted model, not a curated record. The transcript is spliced from 2 exons. Gene Ontology annotation, molecular function: ATP binding; ATP hydrolysis activity. Lineage: Eukaryota; Fungi; Ascomycota; Sordariomycetes; Hypocreales; Hypocreaceae. Bases 1 to 1341 code for a protein of 446 amino acids. Gene Ontology annotation, biological process: mitochondrial respiratory chain complex III assembly; protein insertion into mitochondrial inner membrane from matrix. Gene Ontology annotation, cellular component: mitochondrial inner membrane.